Molecule: messenger RNA, 2084 nt
Organism: Chara braunii
Lineage: Eukaryota; Viridiplantae; Streptophyta; Charophyceae; Charales; Characeae
Source: the annotation of a GenBank genome assembly
GCGCUGAGGUAGACGACAGAAAGAAACACGUGUCGCGGCGCUCUGACGCCACGUGGCAUUUGUUAUCCGCUGCGCGCCAGCAGCGAUGUCGCAGGCGAUGGCCAUCCGGGCGGGUAUUGGCGGGAGGGAAUAUUUGUUGACAGCGAGAGGAGGCUGUGGAGGGUCGGGAUGCGGAGGAGGAGGAGGAGCGAAAGCGAGAGCGAGAGCCAAAGAGAUUGCCGACACGUGUCAUCGUUUCAGAUCUGUCAUGAGAGUCAAUGGUGUCAAGUCUUCCUGCGACGUGGCGGGAAGAAGAGAUUUGGCGGGAAGAAGAGAUUCGGCGGGAGACGAUCUUGGGAAAAGGAGCGCGCGCAGCAGCUUUCAAAGAAAUUCCAGUCAUCAUCACAGUCACCACCGCACUUGCCUCGCUGAGGAGGAACAGUUUGUCGCUUGCCGGCGCGGGCUGUCGGGAUACCGAUCGUUCGUCGUGUCACCGGCCUGCUCUUCUCCUUCUUCUCCUACUUUUCGUAGUCGUGUCGGCACACCGAUCACCAGCAGUACUUUUUGUCGUUUUCGUACGGCAGUUUCUUCCUGCCACGGAUCGUACGGCAGUGGCUCGAGUGUCGGGAUCUCGACCGCCAUAGCCGCAAGAUCUGGAGCAGUGGAUGGGAUCUCGACGGGAAUGUGGACGGCGGUGGGGAGGAGGAGGAGGAGGAGGAGGAGGAGGGGGGGAGAUGCGCCAGAAAGUGACACGUGGGCGAUCGCGAUGGUGGGAGACUUGUCGUCGUUGUCGUCGCAGUUGCCGUUAGAGAGGAAGAUGGGCAAAGAGGAAUCGCGAAGAGGAAGAAGAAGAAGAAAAAUCAUAAUCAGAAGAAAAAGCUAUGGCGUGGGAAAUCCUCCUCUUCCUGGGGGACUGGAGCGACAGGGAGACAGAGGACAUGCCCGGAGAGGGAGGUGGAGAUGGGCAGCGUCAUUGGAGACAGAUGCACCGUUCGCAAUCGCUAUUGGUGCUUGCCUGGCCAGCUCAGCAUGGCCGCUUCUACUGCCGGUAGGGCCCGCGGGGAAAGGGAGGGAGGGGAGGAGGAGGAUAGGCAUGUGGAAGGACGAGGAGGAGGAGGAGGAGGAGGAGAGAGGAGGCGGGCUCACGGGAUCUGACGAUCUACGAUUUGGAGUGAUGGGCAUCAUCAGCCUCGUGCCGGUCUUCAAUUGGCUGGCCUGGGUAUUUGCAUGGAUGGACACAAAUGAAAAGCGCUACCUUGUCUAUUCUGCCGUCUAUCUGGCACCGUAUAUCAGGACGGGUCUCUCAUUGUCGUUGGACGACAGCUGGCUCCCUCUCGCAAGCGUUUUGGCGUGUGCUUUGCAUGUUCAGAUUGAUUUUGCUAGGACCUCUGCAGAAGCCUUUCUUGAUGACACUGACAGCUCAGCUGGAGCUACUGCUGAGUCGUCGUCGUCAUUCUUUUCGCUCGGAAGCGUCGAUCUUUUCUGCACUCUUGGUGAUCUUGCCGAUCGCAUAUCAUCUCUGCCUUCCUCCUUUAGAAACAACUUUGGAGAAUCGACGGCUGGCGGUCGCAAUAGAAAAAAGACGAAGGCAACACUGUCAACGCGACUCUCGGAAACCGCACGUCCGGAGGAUUUUCUGGGCACACCCGAUGGAAAUAUUCUGGACGAGACGACUCGCGAAAGGGAGAUCGUCGAUCUGGAGCUCCAGAUCUUUGAUGAGAGGCUUCGACAGUUGGACAAAAAAAAUCCGGCCAACACGGAGAGGCUGCCACCUCGAUGACUAAUCUCUAUUCUUUUUUAUUAUUAUUAUUAUUUUUUAAUUAUUAUUAUUAAAAACAGCGACCAUUACUGGAGGGGGUGAUAAGAGCAGCUGCCUCUAGUAGUAGCUGGUCCCUAGCUGCUGCUUUCUAUUGGUGGGGAACUGCACCUGCUGGCUGGAAACCGGGCCCAGCGCCCCAUUGAUACAACAGGAUCAUCCAAAAGAUUAGAGCAGGAGAGCAUUCCGCCAGCAUUGGUUACCCCAGGUGUGGCAUACUGGGUAGCCACACGGGCCCUGUAGGACCCGUCCCGGACAUUCAGCCUAAAAGCCUAAAACUUAGGAUCUA